Messenger RNA from Rubroshorea leprosula, 830 nucleotides. Lineage: Eukaryota; Viridiplantae; Streptophyta; Magnoliopsida; Malvales; Dipterocarpaceae. The record is from the annotation of a GenBank genome assembly.
GCAGUGAAACGUAAGUGGCCCAAUGUCUAGAGGCUUAGAGCCCAAUCCAAAGUCAAACUUCCUCCAAGUCAUGUAUUUUCCAGCGGUCCCCAAAUUUGGUUCACAUGAAUCCCGGCUCGAAAUUCUGAAGCCGUUUUACUCCUCCCUCCUCACUGUCUUUCAGACUCGGGCGCUUCUCCGCAACACAAACCAUAAGCCCUUGGUUAAUGGGUUCCUUGUUUUGCAUAUGAAGAUUGAACAACUUGUUUAAUGGGUUAGUGGUUUCUUUGUUACAUGGAGAAAAAGGAGGCUACUAGCUUCAUACACUCAUCUUCAACCAUCAAUCCAAAUGCUUACCGUGAUUGAUCAGGUGCACUUUUUCUUCCUUGUUUAAAGGUUUGCAAUUUCCUUCUCUUUGUUUAUAUUAUUACAUAUAGUUUGGAUUCUGCUGCCACUGAAUGCAUAAUGGGAACUAGUAUUGCUUCUCCUGUACUGGCUGUUGGCUGUUGCUUUUCUAUUGAAAGGCUACUUCUUCUUUGCUGAAAUGCUGUUUUCAGCAGAUUGAUUGCUUCCUUACUUUUCAAAGAUUAUUGGAAUUCAUGAAGUUUCAAAAUUUAUUAGAAUUAAUAAAGUUCAACACUUACUGCACAGGUUGUGUCUCAGUUUGACAUGUGAUGUGUUUUGUAGUUUACGUUGUAAUUGCUCAACCACUUAAAAGCUUUGUCAGGCAGGGGUGCUGUGGUUGGUGAUGGUCUUGCUGGGGUACUGUCAUAGAUUGUAAUAACAUUAUUGGACAUCGUGCAAUGGUUGGUGUUAAAUGUCAAGACAUUAAAUACAAGGUGAAUUUGUAU